GGAAGUUUGUGUAGAGCUGUCAUACGAAACAGUCAAACUUCAGCUGGAUCUCUUUGGCUCAAAAAGUCACACGCCAGUGAUAGUUUCUCUUGAAAAUUUCUCAAAAAACGCUUUCUGGAGAGUGCUAAAUAUCGCAUUUGUGACCCCAAACAAUGAAUAGUGCUUAGUCUGUGUGUGAGGAUGAUGUGAAAAGCUCUUGUGGAUGUCCACGAAGCUCAGCAGACAACAAAGACUUUCGCUGUGAAUCCACCUCCGCCAUAUUUUGCUGUGGGGAAAAACAAUUAAUCGGAAGUUUCUCGGGCUUGGAAAAAAGUGCAAAUCCGCAGGUCUUGCGAUCACGGGAGCCAGUGCUAGUGAUUUUAGUGCAAUAAGUGUUUGAGGAAAGCCAAAACAAAGGCUUCCGUGGACAGUGUUUGUCAAACAAAGGGUAUUUUCUCUGUGGUGCGUUCCGAGUCUCCUUGCCAAAAGAGUCUCAUGUCCGCCCCGACGAGUUCAGCUGUUAGGGCUUUAGCCUUGGAGUACAAGAGCCUCCAGGAAGAACCAGUGGAGGGAUUCCGCGUGAAGCUACUGAAUGAGGACAAUCUGUUUGAAUGGGAAGUGGCCAUUUUCGGACCCCCGGACACUCUCUACCAAGGGGGCUACUUCAAAGCUCACAUGAAAUUUCCACCGGAUUAUCCAUAUUCACCACCGUCUAUUAGAUUUCUAACAAAAGUCUGGCAUCCAAAUGUUUAUGAGAAUGGAGAUUUAUGUAUUUCAAUUCUUCAUCCACCAGUGGAUGAUCCACAAAGCGGAGAAUUGCCAUGCGAAAGGUGGAAUCCAACACAAAAUGUCAGGACGAUUUUGUUGUCCGUGAUUUCCCUGCUAAAUGAGCCAAACACUUUUUCACCUGCUAACGUUGAUGCUUCGGUUAUGUACAGAAGAUGGCGUGAUUCGCAGGGGAAGGAUAAUGAAUAUCCCAAUAUUAUCAGGCGACAAGCUCUAGCUGCGAAAGCUGAAGCUGAAAAGGAAGGCAUCGUAGUUCCUUUAACGUUAGAGGAUUACUGUAUUAAACCGAAAUUUAAACCAACAAAUCCGGAACCUCAGCUGGAUAUGACCGAUUUCUAUGAUGAUGAUUACGAUUUGGAGGACACAGAGGACGAUGAGCAGCAGUCAGGGGAGUCAGAUUAUGCGGAUGGGGAUGACAGUGGCAAUGGGGAAUCGUAACACAAUUGGUGAUUCACAGAGAUGAGAGACUUGAGGCGACAAAACUACGUCACAACGUCCACUUUUACUGACCUACAAUCUAUCCUGAUAAAAAGAAAACAUUACCCCAAAAACAAAAACUUCUCAUCCAGAUGCUGAUAGAGUAUGAAAUUACAAUUUUUGACUAAAGAAAAACAAACUAUUGUUUAAGUGAGUGAGAAUUACCAGAUGAAUGAGAAUUUAUUUGAUUUAUUCAUCCUGCAAUUUUGCUCUUGAAGAACAAUCUGACGAUUUUCUAAGUAAGAAAAAAUUUAAAUAAUUAAAAAAAAGAAAAAAAAUAUGGUAAAAGAAAAAAAUAGCCGUGUGUGAAUAGUAGUUACAUUUUAAGUAUUUACAAAUAUCUUAUUUCUAUUUUUAGUUUUUUUUUUUGGAAGAAGUGAAACAUAGUUUAAAAAGUAAGAUUUAAGAUAGUAAGGUCGAAAUCAAUUAAUGAGCUGAGAAAAAAAAUUUGUAAAAUAAAAUGGAAUUUAAGAGUAAAAUGAAGGACCUUUCUGUGGAAGAAAUCAAGUGAAAUUCUUAACAGAUGGCAUUAUCAAACUAAAAACAAAAAAAAAAAAGAAAUACGGAAAAGAAAAAAUAAAAUAGUCGCUGAAAAUAAAUUAAAGAAAAAAUAUUAGUAAUAUUUAAGAUGAAGAGAAACUAAGAAUCUAAGCUUGAAAGUAGAAUUUCCGCAAUGUGCUCACGUAAUUCGAAUAUUUAAUUAAAAAAAAAUGAAAGCUAACUUUUUUCACAUUUUUAUUUUAAUUUUUUGUAAUCUUGCCUGUUCACGUGUUUUUACUGAAAAUAAAACAAAAUUCAAAUUUCUUAGUAAA
Phlebotomus papatasi is the source of this 2054-nucleotide messenger RNA. RefSeq names its product ubiquitin-conjugating enzyme E2 R2. Gene Ontology annotation, molecular function: ubiquitin conjugating enzyme activity. Gene Ontology annotation, biological process: ubiquitin-dependent protein catabolic process; protein polyubiquitination. The coding region runs from base 475 to 1203 and encodes 242 amino acids. NCBI's taxonomy places the organism in Eukaryota, Metazoa, Arthropoda, Insecta, Diptera, Psychodidae. The transcript is spliced from 6 exons. The record is from RefSeq and is a predicted model, not a curated record.